Molecule: messenger RNA, 1002 nt
Organism: Magnusiomyces paraingens
Lineage: Eukaryota; Fungi; Ascomycota; Dipodascomycetes; Dipodascales; Dipodascaceae
Exons: 4
Coding region: 1-1002 (333 amino acids)
Molecular function (GO): catalytic activity
Source: RefSeq, a predicted model, not a curated record
AUGGGCGUCCGUGAAGAUAAGUGGAAAUGGGUUGGGAAGGUUUUGGGACCGACAGACUGGUUCUCCCUGUUCCUCCUAACCACGCUUUACAUAUUGGCGAAAGAUGAUAGAGACUACAUGAUUAAAAAGGAUGAAAAACGAAAAUGCAAGAGGGUUAAACCUCUUACACUGAAACAACAACAGAAUCAGACGAUUGGAAUUUUGAAGAAACAAGCAAUGGAAGAAUGGCAAGAAAUGUAUUGGAACAGCAGUAAGGAUCUGUGGUAUCAUAAUAUCACAGUGGAGUCGAAAUGUACUGAUAAUCUUUCCAAAAUGGUCACGGGAGUGAUCAUGAAGAAAGAUAGUCGAAGGAUCUUGAGUAAUAUUACUCAAUUUCGCACAGGCCAUGGCAACUUUGGCGCAUGGUUUAAAAAGUUUGGAAUUGAAAAGGAUAGUUACAACUGCAAAUGUGGAGAGCUGGAAACAGUUCAUCACAUUUUAGUUGAGUGUCCUUUGCUUGAAGAGGAAAGAAAAGGACUGAAACGGAUAUCUCCAGAGAUGGACAUGUCGACUCUCUUAAACAGUUUAACUGGCUUACAAGAGAUUUUUACCAAUCGAGAUAUGGUUACCAUUUUGGUUAAAGACAUUACUAUUGUCAAUGUCUAUAAUCAACCGAAACCAUCCAAGAAAUACCCUGAGCCACCGGUUUUUGAGUUUCUCAAACGGGAGAUCAAGGAACAAUACUCAAAGAUUGUCAUUGCAGGUGAUUAUAACUUACAUCACAAGGAAUGGGAGUCAAGGGCAGAUUGGGAAAAGUUUGACAAGGAGCUUUCCUCUGCCAUUAAAGAUUUUGAUGUGAAUAACAAAGCUCUAAAAUCAACUGACCAAAUUGAUGACCAAGCUAAAGUUCUCGAAGAGGCUGUGAAAAGAGUAAUGGCAAAGUCUAUGGAGGAAAUUAAGGUGAUGAGAAAGUCCAAGAGCUAUAGGAAUGAAAAAUUGAGGGAAAAGGUGGAACAACUGUAA